Aethalodelphis obliquidens (Pacific white-sided dolphin) is the source of this 975-nucleotide messenger RNA. Its product is annotated as keratin, type II microfibrillar, component 7C-like. Gene Ontology annotation, cellular component: keratin filament. Gene Ontology annotation, biological process: intermediate filament organization; keratinization. Gene Ontology annotation, molecular function: structural constituent of skin epidermis. The transcript has 7 exons. NCBI's taxonomy places the organism in Eukaryota, Metazoa, Chordata, Mammalia, Artiodactyla, Delphinidae. The record is from RefSeq and is a predicted model, not a curated record.
AUGGUGUAUGAUGCAAUUUGGAAGGUUGUGGACUGCGGCUACCUGCAAAAGUCAAACCUGGAGGCCAAUGCGGAGGCCCUGACCCAGGAGAUCGACUUCCUGCAGCAGCUGUUUAAAGAGGAGCUCCAGGUCCUCCACGCCCACAUCUCAGGCACCUCAGUCAUCGUCAAGAUGGACAACAGCCGGGACCUGAACAUGGACUGCAUUGUCGCCGAGAUCAAGGCUCAGUAGGAUGACAUGGCCAGCCGCAGCCAGGCUGAGACUGAGUCCUGGUACCUCAGCAAGUGCGAGGAGAUCAAGGCCACGGUGAUCCAGCCUGGGGAGACCCUGAGCCGCACCAAGGAGGAGAUCAACGAGCAGGGAGAUUUAAGUCAGACACCUUGCCAGAGUGUGGGGGAAGAAGCAACGUCAAACUUCAGGCAAAACUCCAAGCUGGAGGCUGCCAUGCCCGAGGCGGAGCAGCAGGGCGAGGCGGCCCUUAAUGAUGCCUGCUGCAAGCUGGCCGGGCUGGAGGAGGCCCUGCAGAAGGCCAAGCGGGACAUGGCCUGCCUGCUCAAGGAGUACCAGGAGGUGAUGAACUCCAAACUGGGCCUGGACAUCGAGAUCGCCACCUACAGGCGCCUGCUGGAGGGCGAGGGGCAGGGGUUGUUUAAGGGCAUUGGUGCUGUAAAUGUCUGUGUCAGCAGCUCCCGGGGCGGGGUCGUCUGCGGGGACCUCUGCGUGUCCGGCUCCCGGCCGGCGACGGGCAGCGUCUGCAGCGCCCGCGGCAGCGGGAACCUGGGGGUGAGCACCGGCGUGUGCUCGCCCUGCGGCCAGAGCGGUGGCGGCAGCCACCUGGUGCGGUUUGCUUGGCGGCUUCUGCUUCGUAAAUACACCGCUCCGCGAGCCAGCCAUCCCUGCCUCCGGCGGCGGGUCCCAGAGCUCGGAAAGCCCCUGGGCUUGCGGUGGAAGGGCUGCAGGAACCAGCCGGCCUGA